CUCACGUCUUGGCCCAGGACCCCAGCCUGCCGUGGCAGGUCCAGGGCCGCCCAGGGCACCAUGGGCAUCGCGCGCUUGACGCUGGCCGCCCUGCUGGGGCUUCUCUGCGGGGCGCCGAUCCCCGCUGAGGCAGAGAGGCCGCCCCACCUGCUGUUCGUGGUGGCCGACGACCUCGGGUGGGACGACGUCGGCUUCCGCAGCCACCAGAUCAGGACCCCGCACAUCUCCGUCGACCGCCUGGCCCGCGAGGGCGCUGUGCUCGAUCAGUACUACGUGCAGUCCGUCUGCUCCCCCACGCGCGCCACGUUCCUGACCGGGCGCUACCCGCUGCACCACACCGUGAACGACUGGCUGCGCCCAGGGCAAGCGACGGGCCUGCCGCUGAACGAGACGCUGCUGCCCGAGCUGCUGGCGCCGGCGGGGUACCGGCGCCACGCUGUGGGCAAGUGGCAUCUGGGCUUCACCCGCUGGGAGCACACGCCCACCUUCCGCGGCUUCGAGUCGUUCGUGGGCUUCUACGGCGGCGGCGAAAGCUACUUCAAGCACGAAUCUGGCGGCUACGACUUCCGCCGCGACAUGCAGCCGCGCUGCGGAGCGAACUGCUCUCGCCUGGCCAAGCAGGACUCGGGCCACUACAGCACGCACCUGUUCACCGCCCGCGCCCAGGAGGUGAUCCAGCAGCACGACACCUCGGAGCCGCUGUUCCUCUACCUCGCCUACCAGGCCGUACACGCACCCCUUGAGGUCCCCCAGAGUUAUGUCGACGCAUACGCGGGCAGCAUCGAGGACCCGCAACGCCGCGGCUUCGCGGGCAUGCUCUCCUGCCUGGACGAGGGCCUGGGCAACGUGACCGGCGCGCUGCGAGCCAAGGGCAUGCUGGAGGACACGCUCGUCAUCUUCACCACGGACAACGGCGGGCCGUCGUCGGGGCGCGUGGGCGGCGACUACAUCGGGUCCAGCAACUACCCCCUCCGUGGCGGGAAGCACUCCAUCUGGGAGGGGGGCACCCGAGGCACUGCGCUCGUUUGGGCUGGCGCGGCCACUGGCCUGCUUCCGCAGGCGCGCCAGGGCUCCGUGGCGCGCGCCCCGGCUCGUGCACGCGGCCGACUGGCUCCCCACGUUGUGCGCCAUCGCUGGGGCCUCCGGCUCCUGCGACCACCUGCCACUCGACGGCGUCGACCAGACGGGUGCGCUCUUCCGCGGUGA
This is a messenger RNA of Prorocentrum cordatum, 1206 nucleotides long. The record is from the annotation of a GenBank genome assembly. Lineage: Eukaryota; Dinophyceae; Prorocentrales; Prorocentraceae.